Molecule: messenger RNA, 2937 nt
Organism: Anopheles marshallii
Lineage: Eukaryota; Metazoa; Arthropoda; Insecta; Diptera; Culicidae
Gene: eco
Exons: 4
Coding region: 1-2937 (978 amino acids)
Biological process (GO): mitotic sister chromatid cohesion
Cellular component (GO): chromatin; nucleus
Molecular function (GO): protein-lysine-acetyltransferase activity
Source: RefSeq, a predicted model, not a curated record
AUGGAUACUCCACGGACGGUGAAUCGGAUGCAAAGGCUUCCUUUAGGUACGCCUACUAUGUCCAAUAGCAAAAAAUCACUCUUCGGAAAAGAUGUGGAAGAUGAAGCCGAUAUUGGACCAAUGACACCGCUUCGGUUUGGUAGUCUUCGAAGGAAUCAGAGAAGAUCUAACAAUGCCCUCAGUAACAUCACGUCAUUUCGUAACUUGUUCGGUAAUGAAUCACCGGACAGUGAGCGAUCGUUGUCGCCGGAUUUUGAGCGACGGUACACGAACAAUGGGCGAUACGAGCUGGUAUCCGCGGACUUUGACAAGGAAAAUAUGGCACACGCUGUCGAUGAAGAAACGCGCUUCUCGUUCAGCAGCAGCAUCCCGGAAACACCGAGCAGUCGUCUCAGUGCAGAGGAGAGUGCGGUACUCGAUGAAAAUAAUUCCAACUCCCUCUCAAUGCUUAUGAACUCGGAUCUGAAUCUCGUAGAAAAACGUGCCAAAACGCUACACCGUACACCGGGCGUAACGACACGAAGUCAUGCCACAAACAAGACCACUCAACGAUCGGUGGAUCCUUGCCUGCGCAGGACGCAGCAGCAGCAUCUUCAGGGUGUGAAAAGAGCACAUACUGGAACGCCGGACAACAGUUCGCAAUCUCCAUCGUACGCCGAAAUCGAAAGGAGUGCAGCAAAACGGCCCAACACACGAGCCCGAACGGCUUUGCAGUUCAACGAUAUUCUACCGAUACCUACGAAAUCGUUCUACUCAUCUGCUCCUGCAGAAAAAAAUACUCCCGUUAAGAUACACGCACCGAUAUCGUCGAAAUCGUUUUAUGCAUCUGCCUCAUCGCAGCCACAAACGAUCGCGAUCUCAGACCACUUGUCGCCGGAAAACGAGCGCUCCGUUUCAACCACGCACGAAUCUCCGUCAGCCAAACACGCAUCUACUUCAAAAACGCCCCGUAAAGCAACGUCCGUGCGUAAGCGCACCAAAUCGUUCUCGUCCAAUGCACCCCGGCUAGGCCAACGCGGCACAGUGCACAAGAUUCGGAAGCCAGUGAAAAAAACUGCCGAAUCGCAAACACCGAAGAAAAGAGGCUCACGUAAUCAACAAAAAAAUCGUGCCAUUGCCGGUGGUACGAAAAGUUGUCCUACGACACCGAAAAGCGGGAACGACACGGUGGAACCCGAACAUGAUGAGAUGUUGCACCGGUUGAAGCAUGUUAAUCGCAUACUUCGGCAGGGUCAGAAAAAUUUAACUCGUGCCCUAUCGAUGACGGAUUUGAGUAAAGGUGCGCUAUCCUGCGAAGAAGAUGCUAACUCAUCUUCGUCGGAAGAUGAAGAUUCAGGGUCCGAGCAGGAAGCUGAGGACGGAAACGGAGAUACGGGCAAGCGAAAAUUUUUCCGCUCGAGUCGAAAAUCUCGUUCGAUUCGUCGAGUGUACAAUCAUUUCAAUUCAAUCGCGAUAGGCGUACAGAAAGGUGGCAAACGGAAGGUGCUUAGCUUUCCGCAGGCUCCCAAGCGUCGUCGUAUCGGGUUCGAGCAGGAUGAUUUUAACUUUGAAAACGAACAGCUAGAAGUGGAUGAUUUGAUUAGCAAACUGGAUUAUGGUGAUGGAUGCGAAAAGUUGGAUUGCGACUCGGAAAGCCGACACCAUGUAGCCAUGCAGGACCAAAAUGAUGAAGAUGAUGAACCGAUACCGAUCCAAUCUAAUGUCAUCUACCUUUCUGCGGACGAUGAAUUCGCUUUAGAAAACAAUUGUGUUGAGCAAAGUAUGCAGCAUCUAGAACCGGACCAUACGAAUGGGAGUAUUAUUAUACAUCACAGUGAGGCGGAAGGUCCUGUGGACAUCGUAGAAGAUGAUGAAUCCGUUUUACAUUCGUGCAGUUAUGACACCUUCCCAGCUGUUGGAGAGCAAUAUACUGGUUUUAUAGCGAACAGCAGUACAAUCAUUAUACAACACAACGAGUAUCACAGUUCAUCGACGAGUUAUCAAAAUGAUAGUUCUAUAUCCACAACGAUCAUGAACAGCUCAACAGUGUCACAAUGCCACUAUCAAUCCCAGUGCCAAGUGGACGACACCACACAAACGACCGCUAACCAAGAGGCAAAUGCAUAUUACCCCAUUUUCUAUUCCGAUCGUGUAAAAGAACUUUGGCGACAGGAACGGCAACAAACGGCCACCGAGUCAACGCAAACCGAUGUGUUUCAGUUGCUGCGUCAGCAAGAUAAUCACGGUCGGGGGGCGAAAUCAAACACCCAAAGGCGACACGGUGUUGGCCACGACCAGUAUCAGAUCGAUGCCGGGCAGCAAGCGUACGGUGCGAUACGAUGCAAAGAGUGUGGCCUUACGUACUCGACACACGAACCGGAAGAAGAGCAAUUCCAUGACGCGUUUCAUCGUUCGCAAGCGAAGCUAACAUUCACCGGCGGACAAAACGAGCACGUGGCAGCGCAAGUACCGGAAUGGGAUGUUACCGGCCGGAUUAUUGUUGUAUCGCAAACGGACAGUAACAAACACCUGCUCAGGAAGAUACACGGCGUCCUGGAGGUGGUGGACAGUGAGCUUGGUUUUUCCACACAGGGCGAACUGCCGGAAGGUGCUUGCGUCUAUCUGGCCAUCGCUCGGUCCACCGUGCUGGGCAUCUGUGUCGUGCAGCCGCUCCAGUACGCUAACCGAAUGAUCUGUCUCGAAGGGCUGCACGGUGUACCGAUCGAUUGCUACUCGUCCGAGUUUUAUCCAGCUAGAUGCGGCAUAUCACGCCUUUGGGUAGCGCCAAAAUACCGUCGGCUCGGAAUCGGACGCAAACUGUUGGGUGCCAUCCGGCACCACUAUAUAUUCGGCUACACCAUGACGUUGGACGAGAUUGCUUUCGGUGCACCGACAGAAAUGGGUAAACUGUUUGCGGAAGCUGUCAGUGGACGGAAAGAUUUUCUCGUUUACAUUUAA